Molecule: messenger RNA, 1119 nt
Organism: Plenodomus lingam JN3
Lineage: Eukaryota; Fungi; Ascomycota; Dothideomycetes; Pleosporales; Leptosphaeriaceae
Cellular component (GO): intracellular anatomical structure
Molecular function (GO): oxidoreductase activity, acting on NAD(P)H, oxygen as acceptor
Source: RefSeq, a predicted model, not a curated record
AUGUUCAAAUCACAGACAAUCCGUCAAGUUGCUCGUGCGGCAGCCAGAGCCCAAGCUCCACGUGUAGCCCCUCGACCUGCCCAGCCUGCUCUUUCUUCCCUCAGGCGAUUCACAUCCUCCCCCAGACGGUUCGAGAAAAGCCCCGAUGAUGACGAUGUCAACUAUGCAACAACAGCGGGAGAACCGGGCCAGAGUGGCGAUCACGAAGGGCAGUAUGCACGAACAAAUCAAGAUAUCAAAGUAGAGUACCCAGAAGAAAAGGAUCUGCCGCCAUCCAACCCUGUGGUGGGAAAGGGAGGAGAGCACUUCAAGCGCACUCUCGCAUCAUUCUCCAUGGAGGGCAAGGUUGCCAUUGUAACAGGAGGCGCGCGAGGUCUUGGGUUGGUCAUGGCCCAAGCACUGGUCACAUCAGGCGCUGAUGUCGCCAUUGUCGACAUGAACCGUGACGAAGCUGCGCGAUCUGCAAAGGGACUUCUCGAUCUCGUCAAGAAGGAGAAUCCUGGAUUGACCAAGCUUCCCAAGAUUACUGCGCAUUUCUGCGAUGUCUCCAGCCCGACUUCGGUGAACCAGUCUUUCGCAGAAAUUGUGAAGACCCACGGCAAAGUGGACAACCUCGUCACCUCGGCUGGCUUCACUGAAAACUACGACGCCAUCUCGUACCCGCACGACCGCAUGCAGAAGCUUUGGGGGGUCAAUGUGGACGGCACCUAUCUAUACGCAGUUGCGGUAGCUAAACACUUGAUGGAGAGGAAGGUACCAGGAAGCAUUGUCAUGAUUGGCAGCAUGUCUGGCGCCAUUGUCAACGUUCCGCAGCCGCAGGCUCCUUACAACGCCGCCAAAGCCGCGGUCCGUCACUUGGCGUCGAGUUUGGCAGUCGAGUGGGCACAUGCAGGCAUCCGUGUGAACUGCAUCUCGCCUGGAUACAUGCUUACAGCAUUGACCAAGAAGAUUCUUGAUGACAACCCAGAGCUCCAGAAGCAAUGGACUUCGUUGAUCCCAGUCGGCAAGAUGGGUCGACCUGAGGACUUGAUGGGCGCUGUGACGUUUCUUUCCAGUGACGCCAGUUCCUAUGUGACGGGAGCUGAUUUGAGAGUGGAUGGGGCCUAUACUUGCACUUGA